Lithohypha guttulata is the source of this 1932-nucleotide messenger RNA. RefSeq lists its product as uncharacterized. The record is from RefSeq and is a predicted model, not a curated record. The transcript is spliced from 2 exons. The coding region runs from base 1 to 1932 and encodes 643 amino acids. NCBI's taxonomy places the organism in Eukaryota, Fungi, Ascomycota, Eurotiomycetes, Chaetothyriales, Trichomeriaceae.
AUGUCAGAUACUUGUAUUGUCUGCUUAGGAGACUUGAGCAUAGGUAUUGACGCAGUGGUAGAGCAGCAUCCUGCCGCCGCUACGAGCGCAACUGCACCUACUGCCGUCACUAGCCCAGCUCAAGUCCAGCCCACACCCAACAGCCACCAUGACAACACCACCUUAGCACCUCCUGAGCUGAUCGCUCACAUACAACCCUGUGGCCAUGACUUACACAAUGAAUGUUUAAAGCCAUGGGUCGAGCGAGCCAACAGUUGCCCCAUAUGUCGAGCCAAUUUCCAUCUUGUCGAGCUGAAACACCAUGUUGGAGGGGACGUCGUCGAAUCAUACAUCGUCCAGGACAAAACACAAGUGGCAGAAGUCGACCCUUCCCUGUUUCUCGAAGUCCCCGAAGAGGAGGACGCAAAUGAGACCUGCCAAGAGUGUGGUGAAGCGGACAAUGAAGACAUCCUCGUUUAUUGUGAUGGCUGUAACAAGUUGUGGCAUACAUACUGUGCGGGCAUGGACGAAGUACCUUACGCGGCCUGGUUCUGCGAGAAGUGUGACGAUGCACGAGCUACAGAUCCACAACUCAGGUCUACUCGUCGAGUGCACAAUGCAGCUGGCAGGAGACGAACUCGGGGCAUGGAAAGACGACGGCGCAACCACAAUGUCACUCGUGAUGAUGGCUGGAACCAAGUCUGGCAAUCAGUCUGGUCCUCACUACACAUAGACCUCGACUUCCCCUACGAUGACGAGACAAAUCACGCUUCAAUGAUGCGUCGGCAUCGUCAGGCUGUCGAGACAACCCGUCGCGAGCAAGAAGCAUGGGAAGCACGUAUGCGAGUCGCUGAGCUUGCUGGUGCCGGGAACAGUUUUAGGGAAACAGAGUCUACCCUGCUCGAAGAAACUAAUCAUCGCCGUGCUGGACCUCACGCCCCUCCUCAGGAGUCUGCCGAAGAAAUUGCUGCUUGGAAUGCCUUUGCCCUGGCCAAAACUGAGGCUGCUGAGGCAGAACCGAGCACUGCUCGAAGACGCAAGCGCAAAUCUCGAACGUCUUCACCAAUCACGUCUCAGGGGACGAACGGUACACCUUCAUCGCCACGAGAGGCUAAAAGACGUCGAAUGAGUGUUACGCCACAAGUUCAACGUCGUAUACCCCUUCCUGCACGCUCCUCUCCUGCACGAUCGUCACCUGCGCCUCAAGCAAUCGCACGGCCAACCCGACGAUUGUCACCUCCGUCUCGCCCUCCAAUGGUUCUCGAUAAUGCCACUCCUACCUUUCUCCAAUCGUUAUUGCAAGAGGUUGAGGACUCCACGGGACCAGCGAAUUUGCAAAUACACAGACCAUCUCCUCGUCAUAUUGGCAGUCCAGCUGCCGAACAUCAAUCGCCACGACCAUCGUCCCCAGCCACAUCUAAUCCCUCGUCUCCUCGGGCGCUGUCCACAACGCCACCGCCAUUGCCGAACGGGUUUCGUCCAAGCUCUCCACCCGGGCUCUCUUCCACCAUAGAACCAAUAUUUCCUCCUUAUUCGCCUCAGAGGUCAACGUCUCCUGGUAUUAAAGAGCAGAGUCCUGAACCAACAGCAAGGCCAAACGGUACUCGUGUAUCGUCCCCUCCAAAUAUCGCGAGACCGAAACCUCGAAGGCCUCGGAUUCCGAUAUCUGCUGGCGAUGCAGCUCAGCGUACACGAUCUCAUGACACUUCUCCUGUCCGAUCAAGUGCAGACAACAAAGCCGAUGUGCAGAAGCUGGUCUCUGCCGCUCUGAAGCCACACUACCACAAGCAAGAGAUUACAAAAGACGAGUACACGACUAUUAAUCGCGAUGUAUCAAGGAUGCUGUAUGACAAGAUCGGUGAUUUCGACGCACUAGAUCUCGAGGGCAGAGCGAGAUGGGAGAAGAUAGCAGGUGACGAGGUUUCCAAGGCUGUCACUGCUUUGAAGGUUUGA